Brienomyrus brachyistius is the source of this 4216-nucleotide messenger RNA. RefSeq names its product Sad1 and UNC84 domain containing 1a (gene sun1a). Gene Ontology annotation, cellular component: meiotic nuclear membrane microtubule tethering complex; nuclear envelope. Gene Ontology annotation, molecular function: protein-membrane adaptor activity. Gene Ontology annotation, biological process: nuclear envelope organization. The record is from RefSeq and is a predicted model, not a curated record. The coding region runs from base 821 to 3253 and encodes 810 amino acids. Lineage: Eukaryota; Metazoa; Chordata; Actinopteri; Osteoglossiformes; Mormyridae. The transcript has 21 exons.
UUUUGAAAUAGGCGGCGGUUUUUCGGGCUCGUUAAAAAUAGGCCUCAUUAGUAAAAUAAGAUUUUGUUAUAAUGGGCUGUAUCGUGAAUAAAGGCAGAGAGUGUAUGUAUGGCACAGCCGGGCACUGACAGGCACUGACUCAGACCCCAAAUACUGCAGCCCGCUGAUCUUCAAGCCAAUAAUAUGCAAUUUUAUCCCAAGUCCUAGUUUUUGUUUGGGGGCGGACAUCUAAUAAAACCAAUACUUAAUAUAAUAUCAAAUUAACAUAGAUCAAAACACAUACUAGCGUCUUGCGAUGUGACAAAUUACAUAGUUUACAGCAUCGUUAUAAUUAAGAGCAGUAACGUUUCAUCCGGUUAAUUAAAGCGGCUCUCGGGCUGCGAGACGUAAUAUCCGUUUGGUGACGCAUUUAUCGCUGCUCUUUAGUUCGGAUUGAGUAGGUUUUAAUUAAAGUGGAUUUUAUUGAUUAGAAAUAUAAGUAGUUAAAACCAGUCAGGGCUGUGUCAUAUACUAUUAUAACUGCGUAAUAGCAGAGGUCCCAUAUAUUUUCGCCGCUUUGAAUCUUUUAAAACAUUUUAAGUGAAGUUCCUUGUUACUAGCUAUAUUCGGUUAUCACGGUUUAUUUACGGCAAAAAAGGAGAACUCAAGUUGACUUGGAAUCACCACAAAAAAAUUAUAUAUAGGUGUUCCGAAGAGGGCCGUGGAGCCGCGCCCGCUGUGUCGGCGCUCGCCCCCUCCUGGCAACACGGGCUACACGUCACCCCCCAGCUCCAGCUACGAGGGACAGCCCCGGGCCCCCGCCGCCUUCCGCUCGCCCAGCAUGUCACGCCGGAGCCUGCGCCUGCACACGCCGGGGGGGCGCUACGGCGACGACAGCCUGGCUGACCUCUCCCUCAGUCACUGCGAGACUCACGGCGGCGCCGACCGCGGGGAGACCAGCAUGGUACGGAUCCGCCAAGAGCAGCAGCAGCAGCAUCAGAGCUCGCAGUCUCUCCUGCUCCUGACACACAGGUCCCUGCCAGGCUCCGCGCUGCACGCACAGGGCAGCAACGCCUCCAUGCUCUCCAGCCUGCUGGACGAAUCCUGCGUCCAGGAUCGAACGCUGUUCGGCAGCUUCUGGGGUGAGGAUGACGAUGUAGAGGUCAGAGACCGCAGCCUGCUGGGCCAGCCGGACAUUCACACAGCGCAGACGCAGACCUCCAUGCUGAAUGGCCGCUUCUGUGAUGACUGCGCUGUGCAGACCGAAUGGCGGGACACCCUCUCUGCCUACUCGCCCUCCCCCUCCCUUCACUCCGCCCACACCCAUGAGGACGCCGGAGCCGACGCCCCCGGCCCCUCCUCUUCUAUGGUGUAUUGCCGGAAACGUCAGCCAGGUGUCCUGGCGUCCCUCUCGGAUGCCUGUCUGCGGCAUGGCAGGUGUCUGGCCGUCUCUGCCAUGUCCGUGGUGAUGCUGCUGGUACGGACCGCUUUGCUGAAGGUGCAGAAAGAAGGCAAAGGGGUCCUGGGCUCCCUCUGCUGUGCCUCCCUGUGGUUCACCAGGAGCGCCGCUGCCUCCGCCGCAUCCCUCGCCGCCCGACUCGCAGGGGGAGCGAAGCUGAAGGUGCCGCGGGGGGGUGCCGUGGCAGGGGACGGAGGCAGAGCAGCAUCGGGUCUGCGGCAGUGGCUGGGGGUUGGCUGGUACCAGCUCGUCGGCCUCAUGUCUCUGCUCGACGUUUUUAUCCUGACAUGGUGCCUGCCGAAGCUGUACAGGCUGCUGCUGCUGCUGCUGCCUUUGUUACUGAUCCUGGGGUUAUGGCAGCGGGAUAGUUACGGCCUGCUGGUGCUGGAGGCCCCCACACCAGAGGAGCAGGUCCACGUGGAAGGGGGCCACACAGCCGCACGCGCCUCAGAGGACGGGCGGGCAGAUGCGGGACGCCUCGGCCUGCUGGAGAACCGCGUCAGCCAGCUGUGGGAGGGUUUGCAGCGUGGCGGAUGGCAAAGCAGGCGGCGGCAGGAGCAACUUCGGACUCAGGCCCAGCACCUGGCCCGUCAGCGCACCCUGCUGGAGCGGCUGGAGCGGCGCACAGACCCAGCUGCCCUGGGGUCCUGGGUCUCUGAGCUACUGGAGCAGAAGCUGGGAGAGCAGGAGAGACCCCCCCCGCAGCAGCUCAGUACCGCAUCUCGCCUGACUGAUCUGGAGGCGCUGCUGCGAAACCUUGAAGCCAAGACAGAGGAAGUAUUGCGGAGACAGGUGUCUGUGACCCCUCCUCCUGUGAGCGUGCCUGUCGGCACAGACAGCGAGGCGCACGACAGCCUCCUGGAGAAGGUGCAGAGGCUGGAGGUGGAGCUUGGCCACCUCCGGCAGGACCUGCAGGGGGCGCUAGAAGCACAAGAGAGGUGUGAGCAGCUGGAGACUCUGCCAAACGGGGUGUCUGCGCAGGUGAAACAGGAGCUGCGGAUGCUCUUCUACGGCUCUGAGGAGGCGGCUGGGGCUGACGUGCCCGUGCCCCUCCUACCGUGGCUGUCUGCGCGUUUCACAAGUGGCUCUGAUCUGCGGCGGGUGCUGUCCGCCCUGGAGCACAGCAUCCUGAAGAACGUCAGCCUGUGGGUGAAGCAGAGCAAGCAGACGCCCUGUGGGCAGACGGCGUCCUGCCCCGUGUCCGGCGGGCUGGGGACUGCCGGCGUGUCUGAGAGGGAGGUGCGGCUGAUUGUACAGAACGCGCUGAGACUUUACUCUCAGGACCAGACGGGCUUGGUGGACUACGCCCUGGAAUCCGGAGGAGGCAGCAUCCUGGGCACCCGCUGCUCAGAGACCUACGAGACCAGGUCUGCCCUCAUGACCCUGUUCGGACUGCCGCUGUGGUACUUCACCCAGUCGCCCCGCGUCGUCAUACAGCCUGAUGUCCACCCGGGUAACUGCUGGCCCUUCAAGGGCUCCAAGGGCUUCUUGUUGAUCCGUCUGUCUCGGAAGAUCAUCCCCACGGCCGUCUCCCUGGAGCACCUCGCCAAGGCCCUGUCUCCAAUCGGAAAUAUCAGCAGUGCCCCCCGCCAUUUUGAGGUCUAUGGACUUGAGAAUGAGCUUCAGGAUGAGGGGAUCCUCCUGGGGAAGUUCACCUACGAGGAGGACGGCGAGUCCCUGCAGACCUUCCCCACGUCGGAGCAGAUCGAGCAGGCCUUCCAGAUCAUCGAGCUGCAGGUGCUCUCCAACUGGGGUCACCCAGAUUACACCUGCCUGUACCGCUUCAGGGUGCACGGGGAGCCCAGCGACCAGUGAGGAGGCGCGGGAAGGUCCACACUGCCCUGCCAGACAGCACUGGAAGCUGCUUUAACACGUAAUGUGGGAAAGGAGCUCAAACUGCGGGGCAGCUGCGUUCAGACACAUGCCCUCACUGCACUGUACCCCAGUCCUGGAUCUGACCCUUGACUCGCUGCAUAUUGAACAUCCCAAGUGGGAAUUGGCCCUUUUGUCUGCUAAAGGCCUUUCUUGCCUGGCCUCUGCCCUGGCUUGUACUGUACAGGACUGGGACUGGCCGUGGACGCAGUGCCUUGUUCCAUUUCUGACUCUAGCUGCUUCUUGCUGGAGCUUUUCUAUCAUAUGUUGGACAUGGAAGCGCUAAAUCCAAAGCACCUCAACGGCUGUGUGUUAUGUAUGGACGGGACACACUGAAACCCAGCUCCAAAAGCUCUGUGUGAUGGAGCUGUACCCCCCACCCCCCCAAAAAAAUCACAAUGGUUACAGUGCUGGAGCCAGUCAGCUUUCCUGUGUACCUCCUACCUCAACAACCGCCAAGCACUGGAGUGUGAAGCCUCUAAGCCCGUUGCCAGCGGGCCGUCUGCAUGUGAACGCCUGUUGGUUCAGCCUCUUUACUGGACACCAUGUAUCUUGAGGUCUGGCUCCUUCAGACUUGCCUUGCUGUGUGGGCGUUGAUGCGUUAAUAGCUCCGUUCAUUAACAUCAGUGCUGCUUUAAGAUUCACCGCCACGUCAUUGCAGUUGUCACUGUUUAAAGUAAGAAUGUUACAGGUUUUCCGAACUGGGUCUUCAGUUGUAAUAUGUGUGUUUUAUAGAAUCACAUUCAGCCUGGACUAUUUAUUUUAUGAGUUCUUUCUACAAAAAUGUGGGCUUGAUAGUUUACUUUUUUUAUAAAUGUUUGAUAUCUAAUUUAACUUUGAAAACACUUUUAUUGUGCAUCUCCUUGUUUGGUAAUGGACACAAAUAAAACAGAUUUUUUUUUUCCA